This is a messenger RNA of Candoia aspera, 993 nucleotides long. RefSeq names its product caspase recruitment domain-containing protein 8-like. Lineage: Eukaryota; Metazoa; Chordata; Lepidosauria; Squamata; Candoiidae. The coding region runs from base 1 to 993 and encodes 330 amino acids. The transcript has 6 exons. Gene Ontology annotation, cellular component: canonical inflammasome complex. The record is from RefSeq and is a predicted model, not a curated record.
AUGUACGCAGAUCCUGCACAAAUCCACAUCCCUGAGGCAGGCACCUUUCUGUGCUCUGUCACUGAUCUCAAAUUUGAGGUGAGAGCAGCGGUGACCAUUGAAUACACAUACAGCUCCUGGGACCAACAGCUCUCUGAAUCUGUGAAUCAUCGCUGGGUAGUGGCCGGUCCAGUGUUUGACAUCCGUGCUGAUCCAGCAGAAGUUGCAGCUGUUCACCUCCCUCAUUUUAUAUGCCUCCAAGGUGGCAAUAUUGAUACCCCUCAGAUGGAAAUAGCCCAUAUUGUUGAUGCGGGAAUAAUGCUGGAGAAGCCAUCUCAAAUCAGCCCGUUUCAUGUGGUGUGGAAGAAUCCUACUUUCUCUUUGGCGACUGUGCUGAUUAAUUCUAUCUACGAUAAGUUUUUCGCCAUCCAUUCUGUGGUGCAGCUUUACAAGAUACGCAAGAAGACCACAACUCUCCAUCUCUACCUCAUUCCCAAUGAUGGGUCUUUGAUAGAGGCCGUCAGAGAGGAGGAAGAGAAAUACAAUUCAAUACUCGUGCGGAAACACCCACAAACAUAUAAACCACUAUAUUUUGGCUCUUGCUAUUAUGUACCCAACUCAGCAGAACUCACAGUGAAUCCAAAGGAACUGGAGUUUUCCUAUAAGAGCCCAGGACAGCUGCAAUCUUUUAUGGAAAUUUACUUAAGAAAUUGCGGGAGAAUAAAUCUCAUCUUGAAAAAUAAAGACAACUCUGUUUGGGAUGCUUGGUUGGAACAAGUUCCCAACGCCGUGGAUGAUGGGACGUCUUGCGGUUCCUCCGGGGCUCCGGGUGACCCAGGUGAGGAUCCCUCCAUUUCUUCGACGGUGACCCACGUGCCUUGGGACUCACGGGUGGCGUUUGCCAUUUCUUCCCCCUCCAAACUCGAUCCCGAGCUCUCCUGGACCUCACGCCAUCGGGGCCUCGGGCAUCUGCCAUUCGUGGGGAUGGGUGUUCUGUUGCCGGUCGCCGGGUAG